UCAAAAAGAGCAAAGUAAACGAACUCAUUCGAUCCGUACAAACUGAAACCAGAGUACGGAAACAGAGAGAUUCAGUUGUGUUUUGUGUUACGAGAAUGGAUCCAACCUACGACGAAGAUGUCUUUCUUGGCAAGUAUCAGUCAUCAGAACUUAAGAUUGCUUCUGAAUUCCUAACGACUUGGUUGCCUUUUCUAUCUCGAGAUCUCUGCAAAGACUGUCUUCAUCUUCUCUCCGAUCGAAUCCGUUCUCUAGACCCAGAGCACUGUAGUAACAUAGAGGAUAAUGAGAUGGGAGAUGAUUCUAAUGGGAAGCUUUGCGAUGCUCACUCAUUAGACAGUUUGAAAGCUGGGGGUUUUGUAUUUGGAUCUUUGUCAGACGGUGUAAGAGAUGCAAUGAGAGAUGCAAUGCCAUCUCAAUCAACUGUUUCUGAGACGGCGAGUCCACGAAUAUCUUGGGCUGAUAUGGCACAAGAAGAUGGGCUCGAGGAGGAAGAAUACAAGGAGAGUGAAUCAGGUACACAUGAAGUUGAUGGGAGUAUGAAGACUCCCCAGAAGCGUAAAAUGUCUAGGGAGGAAAGAGAGCGUUACCGAUUUUUGAAUGUGAAGAAAGUGAAACUGUUUAGUGGGUUUGAGAAAGUAAGAGGAAAGUCUGUUAAUAUCCUCGAGGGACUCGAAUUGCAUACCGGUGUUUUCAGCGCGGUGGAGCAGAAAAAGAUUGUUGAUUUUGUCUAUCAACUACAAGAGAAGGGUCGAAAAGGACAACUGCUAGACCGUACUUUUAGCGCUCCGCAUAAGUGGAUGAGAGGCAAAGGACGAGUUACUAUCCAAUUUGGAUGCUGUUAUAACUAUGGAACUGCAACAGACAAAGCAGGAAACCGACCCGGAAUCCUUCAACACGCAGAGGUUGAUCCAAUACCGUCUCUUUUCAAAGUAAUAAUCAAAAGGUUGGUGGGGUGGCAUGUACUUCCUCCAACUUGUGUACCAGAUAGUUGUAUCGUCAAUAUAUAUGAAGAAAGCGAUUGCAUACCCCCUCAUAUCGAUAACCACGACUUCGUACGCCCUUUCUGCACAGUAUCAUUCCUCAGUGAGUGCGAUAUACUGUUCGGAUCAAAUCUCAAAGUCGUAGGGCCUGGUGAAUUCUCUGGUCCAUACUCUAUACCGCUUCCUGUCGGAUCAGUUCUAGUGCUAAAUGGUAAUGGAGCCGAUGUCGCUAAGCAUUGUGUACCUGCGGUUCCCACGAAGAGGAUAUCGAUCACGUUUAGGAAAAUGGACGAGUCGAAAAGACCAGUCGGAUUCACCCCGGAACCUGAUUUGCAAGGGAUUGAGCCGUUGCCAUACGAACAGAACACGCCGAGUGUUCCUGAUGUUGUUGCAGCCAUUAGCACUUCAAGGUCUAGCAACGACCAAAACGGUAGGAAUCACAACAAUCGAGCUGCACACGAAGAAGGAAGUAGACAUCGUAGGUCGAGAGAUUAUCAUUCUGAGAGUCGAGAGUGGUCGUCGUCAUCGAGCCAACGAAGAGACAAGGCGCGACCUACCCCUAACUUGUCUUUUAGACCCAAGGUUACUAGCUCCGACAACGCCUGAGAAUUUUGCCUUCUGCUCUUUUUUUUUUCCCUUUUGUAAAAAGGAAAUUAACAUUUGUUUUUUACCCCCACAAUAAUUAUU
This is a messenger RNA of Capsella rubella, 1667 nucleotides long. RefSeq names its product RNA demethylase ALKBH5. Gene Ontology annotation, biological process: mRNA catabolic process. Gene Ontology annotation, molecular function: mRNA binding; demethylase activity. The transcript is spliced from 6 exons. Lineage: Eukaryota; Viridiplantae; Streptophyta; Magnoliopsida; Brassicales; Brassicaceae. Bases 96 to 1586 code for a protein of 496 amino acids. The record is from RefSeq and is a predicted model, not a curated record.